This is a messenger RNA of Fusarium odoratissimum NRRL 54006, 525 nucleotides long. RefSeq lists its product as uncharacterized. The transcript is spliced from 2 exons. The record is from RefSeq and is a predicted model, not a curated record. NCBI's taxonomy places the organism in Eukaryota, Fungi, Ascomycota, Sordariomycetes, Hypocreales, Nectriaceae. The coding region runs from base 1 to 525 and encodes 174 amino acids.
AUGCAGGAUACGGAAGUGAAGACUGUAGUGCUUGUCUUGGGUCUUCCCCGAUGUGGGACUACCUCCAUUGCUGCCGCAUUGCAGGCCGAUAGCCUUGGUAUCAAGUCUGUUCUCCACGCAUCCGAAACAGCAAAGCACCCGGCUAGAUGCGAAGACAUUCUGGUAGCGCUCCGCUAUCAAGACGAUGAUGAUAUCAUCAGCAGACACUCCAGGAUUUGCAGAGCAACUGAAGGAUAUGCCGCUUGUGCUGAGUCUCUGAAUGCACUUGCGGAAGACCUCAUGGAUUUAUAUCCUGAUGCGAAACUCAUUCUCAAUAUUCGACCACCCUCAAUCCCCGGAGAAACGGAAGGGAUCUCAUGGGCACGAAGCUGUAAGAAUACGAUCAGUUUCUUUACUUCGCCUUGGGUCUUCACGAUUGUCCAGAAGCUUUCAUCUUCCGCUGUUCCUGUAGCGACCGUUCCGAAUCUCCUGUGCCGAGCGCUCCCCUGUGAACUAGCAGGUUCGGUGUUAAGAAGAAGGGGUUGA